AUGGGUGGCGGCGGCGGCGUUCUGGAGCGGGAAGACGCCGCGCUGUUCCUGCGUGGAAGAGGCCAGAGCGAUGACUCUGACUUGUGGGAUGAUGCAGCAUUGGUCAAAGCCUAUGAUAAGGCUGUAGCUUCCUUUAAGAAUGCUCUAAAGAAUGGAGAAAUUUGUGAAGCUACUGACAAACCAACACUCACACCUAAAAGAAAGCCUACUAAGAAGAAAAAGACCGUCAUGACUCCACUGAAGCAGUGGAAAGUUGGUGAUAAAUGUUCCGCCAUUUGGUCAGAAGAUGGCUGCAUUUACCCAGCUACCAUCACUUCAGUUGAUCAUAAGAGAGAAACUUGUGCUGUGGUUUACACCGAAUAUGGAAACAGAGAGGAGCAACAUCUGUCUGAUCUACUUCUCCCAACCUUUGGAGGAGUUCAUAAUGUAGACCAGAAUGCUCAAGAGAAUGAAAACGAAAGUCAAAUUUCAACAGAUGAAAGUGAGAGUUCCUCCAGGUCUCUUGGAAACAAACCAAAUACCAAGUCUAAAGCCGCACCAUGGAGCUCCCCCUACCCCACCCCUCCAAUGCAGGCAUCCGGGCUGGGGCCAGGAAAGCCAAGCCUCAAGUUCAAUGGACCACCCCCUCCACCACCACCUUUCCUAUCAUGCUGGCUACCUCCAUUUCCUUCUGGCCCACCAAUUAUUCCCCCACCACCUCCCAUUUGCCCAGAUUCUCUUGAUGAUGCGGACGCUCUGGGAAGUAUGCUAAUCUCUUGGUACAUGAGUGGCUAUUAUGCUGGCUAG
Echinops telfairi (small Madagascar hedgehog) is the source of this 786-nucleotide messenger RNA. Its product is annotated as survival motor neuron protein-like. The transcript has a single exon. Gene Ontology annotation, cellular component: nucleus; precatalytic spliceosome; cytoplasm. NCBI's taxonomy places the organism in Eukaryota, Metazoa, Chordata, Mammalia, Afrosoricida, Tenrecidae. Gene Ontology annotation, molecular function: RNA binding. The record is from RefSeq and is a predicted model, not a curated record. Gene Ontology annotation, biological process: mRNA processing; regulation of alternative mRNA splicing, via spliceosome. Bases 1 to 786 code for a protein of 261 amino acids.